Molecule: messenger RNA, 6021 nt
Organism: Neoarius graeffei (lesser salmon catfish)
Lineage: Eukaryota; Metazoa; Chordata; Actinopteri; Siluriformes; Ariidae
Gene: adar
Product: adenosine deaminase RNA specific
Exons: 15
Coding region: 213-4262 (1349 amino acids)
Biological process (GO): RNA processing; adenosine to inosine editing
Cellular component (GO): cytoplasm; nucleolus
Molecular function (GO): double-stranded RNA binding; double-stranded RNA adenosine deaminase activity; tRNA-specific adenosine deaminase activity
Source: RefSeq, a predicted model, not a curated record
GACGUACAGUUGCUGUCCUGUCCUAGUGGCGCGCGGUCUUCUGCUCUGUUGUACUGAGCGGCUGUGAGCCUGUUCGCUGUUUGAGGUGAAGCUGUGCUGUGAAGGUAUCCAGAUAAUACACUCUUCAGUAUUUUGUUGCAGUCUUGAUCCUUGUGUUGACAUUCACCUAAAGCCAGCAGGCAGUGAGCUCCUUUGUCCUCCACCCCUGCGCUAUGAGCAGAGGUAGAGGUGGGCACUCCAAAGAGUACCAGCAAUUCUCCCUCCCAUCCGACCAGAGCAAAUCCAGUCAAGGAUUCUUCUCACAAAAUUUCCCAGCUCACCCCAGAACCCCUCAGGCCCCAAAUCCCAACGCUAGCUUGGGCAGGUUCCAGCAUCCCCCUCCUUAUUCAUCCACUGGCCCUCCUGGAGCUUCUCCCAGUGGUCCUAUUCUGCCUCCAAAUCCUUUUUCAUCUCCGUUGCCUAGACCUUCCCGAGUGCAAGUUCAGAGGUCCCAGUCAAAUAGAGGAGCUUGUGGUGACGAAGCAGCAGACUUUCGCCAGCAGCAAAUUCUGUUCCUUAGAGGGCAGAGUGCUGAGGCACCUGCGUUUGUGCCACUCCAGUCCGAACGCCUCAGCAGUUCUCCCCAGCUUCCGCCAAGAUAUUAUAGUUCCUCAGAGCCUAGCAGCUACGCAAGAAGAGGUGGUUAUAAUCGAGGCAGGCCAGGUUGGGAGAAAGGGAUUAAUACCAGGUACCAUCCUGGACCUAAGGCUGGCUGGGAGCAACAGCACUUAAGAAGCCAGAACAAUCAGUAUCCGUGUGACGGCCGGGUGGACAGUGACGCCGCUUCACUGUCCUCAGCCUUUCGUGCUCUGUCACUAGAGAACUCGUCCUCUGGUAGUUCUAGGAGUACGGCUUCCCGUUCAGUUCCCUCAGGUAGAUAUUUCUUGCAGCUGACCCCUGAAAUCCAAAAGCAGGUCCUCAGUUCUUUGGCCUCAUUGCAGCCAGGUGAAACCAUCCAGGCCAGGGUCUUGGCAAAAAGGUUUCGAUUGCCUAAGAAGAUUAUUAACCAGGCACUGUACGCUUUAUCCAACUUAAACCAAGCAGAGAAGGUAGAAGGGACUCCACCUCUCUGGCGACUGUGUAGAAAAGGUGACGCUGAAUCCUCCCACGGGAGAACCCAGUUUAGAUCAAAAACUGAUAAGUUUGCUCACCCUACAUUUAUAAAACAAAACCAGGGUAAUAGUGAGGAGGUAAAACCAUCCAGCAACGUGACCAGUGCAACAUCAACCACUACAGAGGCCAAUAGUGAUUCCAGUGAGGAAUCUGAAGACUCUGAAAAAGAAAGUUCCUCUGAAGUUCUGAACUCUGACCAGACUGUAGCUAGAUUUUCAUCCACGGAAAAGGAAUCGGGUCUUUCCACAACUAUGGAAGCAAAGGACACCAAGGAGCAGAUCCUGCAGUUCCUUCAUGAGUCUGGCCAAGCCAAUGCAUUGAUGAUUGCCAAAAAUCUGGGCUUGCGAAAUGCCAAGCAGGUUAAUUCUACACUAUAUGCCAUGGAAAAGCACGGCGAUCUUAGGAAGUUGACCUCAGGAAGUAUGUCACCUGCUUGGGAGCUGUCUACUCACCAGCGUGAGAAGAUGGACCGACAACGGAAAGCAGCUGUCGCUGUCGAGUCAGAGCUUUGUGGAACACCAGGCCCAGUGAAUGCUGCACAGACAACCUCACAGAUGUUGUGUGGAUCUGGGUUGUUGGAAGAAGUGAACUGGGAGGACCUCCCAACAAGUCAGACAUGUGACAAAGACAGCACAUUUGGGAAUGGAAUGCUUGAAAAGCAGUCACAUUCUGAUAUGGAUUCUACAGUUGAAAAAAUUCCCUCAGAUGACAACGACCUCAUGUCUGUCCAGUACUCCUCCCAUGAUGCUUCAUGUUUCCAGGCUGAUGACAAGAAUGGGGGGCACUCCGAGUGGGCGUCAGACGAUAUCCCAGAAUUCCUGAACACAAUCCGAUCAGAGGUGGCCGUGUCCCUGGCAGCACCUCUUCCUCCCGCCCAGGAUAUGGAGACCAGCAAACUGCAGAAGCUAAGACUAGCACUCAGCAAGAACCCUGUCAGUGGCCUGAUGGAGUAUGCACAGUACCUUGGCUACAACUGCGAGUUCCUCCUACUUGAACAGUCAGGACCCUCACAUAAUCCCAGGUUUCGUAUGCAAGUGAUGCUCGAUGGACGUCGGUUCCCACCAGCUGAAGCCUCAAACAAGAAAGUUGCAAAGAAGGUUGCAGCGGCAGAGACCCUUCGGGCUCUCUACAAAGAGCUGGAGGGAGCUACGAGUGGGGAGGAUGACUCCGAGCAGCCUGCAGUACCAUUAGCAGAGCUGAAUGAUUAUGCUGAGGAUUCAUUUGAGAAUUUGGAGGAGACCCCAAAGGCCUUGGCUCGCUCCCUUCCAGGUGGCAAGAACCCUGUUUCUGUUCUAAUGGAGCACAGCCAACGUAGUGGCCACGCCAUUGAGUUCAUCAGUACUGGGCAGGAGGGUCCGGCGCAUGACCCACGCUUCAUGUUCCAAGUAAAGGUUGGGGACAGUCUUUACCCAGAGGCAUCAGCACCCAGUAAGAAGACAGCACGGCAACUGGCAGCGGAGGAAGCUGUGAAGGCUCUUAUAGCAGAAGGUCACCUGCAGCUCAACAAGCCGCAGCACAUGUUUUGUCCACUUGGCGAGGGUGAUUUGCCCCCAGCAAUGCCCCCAUGCCCGUCACUGCCCCCACUGACAGCAGCUGAGCUCCAGGCAGCACAUGAGGCUGGGGUAGGUGACCUGAUCAACCACCUAAAUAACAAUGCUGUGUCGGGCCUGCUGGAGUAUGCACGCUCGCGAGGCUUUGCUGCUGAGAUCCGUCUAGUGGGCCAGUCAGGACCCGCACAUGAGCCACGCUUUACCUAUCAGGCUAAGCUGGGAGGUCGCUGGUUUCCUGCCGUGUGUGCCAGCAAUAAAAAGCAGGGCAAGCAGGAAGCAGCCGAUGCAGCUCUCCGAGUGUUGAUAGGAGAGGCAGAAAAGGCGGCACGUACCGGGGAGCUCACGGCAGAGUUGCCAGUGUCGGGUAGCACAGUGCACGACCAGUUUGCCAUGCUGAGUCACCAGCGUUUCAAUGCACUCACUGCUCGCAUUCAGCACAGCCUUUUGGGUAGGAAAAUCCUUGCCACGAUCAUCAUGAAGAGAGGUGCUGACAGCCUCGGCACAGUCGUCAGCCUUGGGACAGGAAAUCGCUGUGUUAAAGGAGAGGAACUGAGUCUUAAAGGUGAUACCGUUAACGACUGCCAUGCUGAAAUCAUUUCCAGAAGAGGCUUCAUCCGCUUUUUGUACAAUGAGUUGAUGAAGCACUGGGAAAGUCCUGGAGAGGACAACAUAUUUCAGGUUGCGGAGGAUGGUUUGCUCAAGAUCAAAGAUGAUAUCACAUUCCAUCUGUACAUCAGCACUGCUCCAUGUGGGGAUGGUGCACUUUUCGAUAAAUCGUGCAGUGAGUUAGCGGAGGUCACCGGAUCGGAUCACAUGCCCCUGUUUGAGAAUGUUAAACAGGGCAAGCUCAGGACCAAAGUGGAAAACGGUGAGGGUACCAUCCCAGUGGAGUCAAGUGCCAUUGUGCCCACUUGGGAUGGCAUCCAACAUGGCGAGCGCCUCAGAACCAUGAGCUGCAGCGACAAGAUCCUGCGCUGGAAUGUGCUGGGCCUGCAGGGGGCUCUGCUCAGCCACUUCAUACACCCUGUGUACCUUCAGUCCAUCACCUUGGGGUACCUGUACAACCAUGGUCAUUUGACUCGAGCUGUGUGUUGCCGGUUGGCUAGAGAUGGCAGCCAGUUAACUAACAGUUUGCCUCCUCACUUUACACUUCGCCACCCUGAGGUUGGCAGAGUGAGUGUGUAUGACUCAACACGUCACACGGGAAAGACCAAGGAGUCCAGUGUGAACUGGAGCCUGCCAGACAAGCUCAAAGUGGAGGUACUUGAUGGCACCAAGGGCAAAGUGGAUGGUCCAAAGCUAGAGGUGUCCCGCGUCUCCAAGUCCAACCUGUUCCGUCUUUUCCGGGAAGUGUGCAGGCAGGCCGGCCGGAGCGACCUGUUGGCGCUGACCUCUUACGCCCAUACCAAGAUGGCCGCCACUUCUUACCAGGUGGCCAAGGAGCAGUUCUUUAAGGCUCUGGGCCAGCUGGGUUACGGAACCUGGAUUGGCAGACCACAGGAGGAGAAGAGCUUUGAAGCGGGGGAAACUGAAGCUCAGAGCUUCCUUACAGCUCCGUAAGGACAAAAGGAGGGUGGGAGGAGGGAAGGAGAGUGGAGGAUAAGCGUAUGCAGCUAUUAGAAUCUUGCAUUUGGUUGGAGAAAGAGGACAAAGGAGAGAGACAACUUGGGACAGAGAGAGAGAAAGAGAAAGGGCUGAAGAUCUGGUUUGGAUCAUUCCACCUCAGCCUGGAAUGGAAAGAGAGAGAAACCUGAGCCAUAAAAAAAGCCAGCUCAUGUUUAAGAAUGAUUGAUUGAUGUAUGUGGAAUCCCCUUGAAACUGUUCUGCACCAAGAACCAACUGAAGCACUGAUGUUCAUAUUCUCUCUCUCUCUCUCUCUCUCUCUCUCUCUCUCUCUCUCUCAUGGGGGGGUGUAUAUGAGGAGAUUAAAUGAGAGGCUGUUAUUUCUUUAACAUCAAUCUUGCCUGCUAAUAACAGCUGCAUUAAUUGUACACCAUUAUAGAUAUUAUAUUACAAACUAACACAAAAGGAUGCGGUUAGUGCCACGUCUCCCUUCACAGCAAUUAAUGGGCUUUUGCACAGCUCUGUCAUGUGCGCUCUCUCUCUCUCUCUCUCUCUCUCUCACAUACUCUCGCUCUCACCUACAGAGUACUUGUUUCUGGUUGAGGUUGAAACUUUGGAACAAGGAGCUUCAUUAUUUUCCCUUUUAAUAACCAUAUACAUCAGUCUUCUGCACAUUUCAUUCACAUUCCCUCAAUUAUUGACCGACUUAUUAAAUUUUAAAUGACAUAACUACAGUGGGUCUAGAUGGCCAGUUGGUUCACUCUACACCCCACACCCUCGCCCACCAUCCCAUAAUGCUAUAUAAUAUUUUUUCUUUUCACAUGGUCUCUUUAGCUCUGCCUGUGGGGUGAGCACUGCUAAACUAAUUUGAAUAGCUUCUACACAUAGAUUUGACCAAAUGUAUACAUAAUGUACAUACAGAUACAUACACUCACAAAUGUAUAUAAGGUCUCUUCACAGUGUGUGUGAGUUUAUAUACAUGUGUGUGUUUAUGUAUAUGUAUAUAUUGUAUGUAUAUAUUUUAUAGAGUUUCAUAAAUUUGUGUUGCAGUUGACCAAUGUUGAUGGAUGUGGUGCAGAAACUUUUGGGAUAGUUCAAUAGCGUCAUCCCUCCAUACACAGACAUUUGUCAUGUCCCACGUUCUGUUUUGUCAGAGAUGCAGUUCAAAUGUACCUUCACAGCUUCUGUGAGCGAGCGUGUGUGUGUGUUCAAUGUGUAUUAUGUCUGUUUCCCUUUUUUUAUUCAGUCUCAGUAAGAAGAGACGCCUGUGCUCUUGCUGUGACUUUCUUGAGUGGAAAUAAUUUUAACUUCUUAAAUAUUCAAACCAGAAAAACACUUUUAGUUUUGACUCUUGGUUUUUAAGUUGACUAGCAUCUGAUAAAUCUUGUCCUUUCUUUCAAAAUAAAUUCAGUUCUGUCAGUACUUGGGAGUUUGGUUUUCUCUGUGUAAAAAUGUUGACUGGAUUUUAAUGCCUCAUUCUUUAGCAUUACAGACAGUUCCAUGCCCUACAUUCCUGUGUCGUCUUUGUGCCAAUGGUGUGAAUUUAUUUAUUUAUUCCCCCCCCAGCACAUUUCAAUUAUUAGAUAUCAUCUGUCGUUUAGAGCAGCUGCUUAUGGCUAACAGCUGAAUUGGGUGUGGAGGCAAAAAAGUCUUGGCAGUCAAUAUAAUGAUUCAAAUUACAGCACACAUUCACACAAUUUAAUUGUCUGCUGAAAAAGUGUCUACAAUAAAUCAUCCAAACAUGUUUAAAACUUUA